Molecule: messenger RNA, 1776 nt
Organism: Centruroides sculpturatus (bark scorpion)
Lineage: Eukaryota; Metazoa; Arthropoda; Arachnida; Scorpiones; Buthidae
Product: nisin transport ATP-binding protein NisT-like
Exons: 4
Coding region: 227-1624 (465 amino acids)
Molecular function (GO): ATP hydrolysis activity; ATP binding
Source: RefSeq, a predicted model, not a curated record
UCUCCCCUUUUGUGUGAUGCAAUCUUUGCUUUUCCUGUAUGCAAAAUUUUCAUAAUCCUUCCUAGCGAAUUUCUAGUUGACGGAGAUUUGAAACAAAAUGCCUUAAUAAAAAACCGUAAAUUACGUUUAAGAAGAUCAUACGAAUAGAGUUCAAAGUUCAUUAAUUUGAUCGGAAUUUCGAACAAAAAUGGAAUUUCUCAUCGACUGAAUCCACAUUUACUGGAUAAUGGAACUUACCAUUAAUAUAAACAUAGACCGCAAUACUGUUAUUGUUAUGCUGGGUACUAACUUAUGGAAAUUCUCACUGACUGUAAUCUUAGAUGAUAAUUUAAUUUCCAUAAUAAAUUUUGGUAUAAAAUUAACAAAGUAUUUAAUAAAAAUUGUUUUAGAUGAUAACUUUACUUCCAUAACUAAAGCUGGAUUAAAUGCCAUUACAUUUGUACUAAAUUCGAAUUGGGACGAAAGUAUCAUUUACGUUAUCAAAUUUAUUCUACGUUUAUGGAAAUUAUUAUUUAUUAUCAUUUUAGACGAUAAUAUAAUUUGUGUAUUAAAGUUUGCUUUAAAGUUAAUAAGAUGCUUUUUAUUAAUUAUCAUGGACGAGAAUGUUGUAGCAGUCUUCAGGUUUAACGUCAAGUUAUGCAAGUUACUUAUACUCUUAAUGCUAGAUGAAAAUAUACUUUAUUUACUAAAAUUCAGCGUAAGAAUUUCGCAAUUAUUUGUUAAUCUCAGCCUAAAUGAUACCUCCAUUUCCGUAAUCAUAUUCGCCAUUAAGCUAUGGAAAUUCUUGCUGAUUCACGUGCUAAACGAAAAUAUACUUUCAGUAUUGAUACUUUGCAUUCGUUUAUGGAAAUUUCUACUCAUGUUAACAUUCAAUGAGCAAGUAAUUUACAUAGUUAUGCUUAGUACAAGAUUAUGCAAUGCCCUAUCACCUAUAGUAUUGAACGAGAACAUAAUUUCCAUAACUAUGAUCAGCAUCAAGCUAUGGAAAUUAUUACUGAAUUUAAUCUUUGAUGAGAAUAUUGUCAGCGUUAUACUCUUCAGUUUCAAUUUAUUUAAGAUUUUAUCAUCAUUAAUACUGGAUGAAAAUAUAGUUAUAGUAUUAAUGUUUGCUGUUAAAAUAUGGAAAUUAAUGAUAACAUUAUUCUUCGAUGAGAACAUGGUUUUCGUAAUAAUUGUCUGGUUGAGAUUAUUAAAAUUGUUAAUAACAUUAUUACUAAAUGAAAAUACAAUUAAUACUAUAGGCGAAGCAUAUUUUUUAGGUGGCGAGAAGCAGAGAGUAGCUAUUGCUCGUGCAAUUUUAAAAAAUUCACCAAUUUUUAUUUUUGAUGAAGCUACAUCAUCAUUAGAUUCAAUAACUGAAAAGAAAAUCAUGGCUGCAUUACAUAGAGCUUCAUUAGGAAGAACAUCAGUAUGCAUUGCACACAGACUUUCUACAGUAGUGGAUGCAGAUGAAAUUCUUGUCUUAGAUAAAGGUGAAGUUAAAGAAAGGGGAAACCAUCAGACUUUAUUAUCUGAUACCAAUUCACUUUAUGCGCAAUUAUGGUAUACUCAGCAUCAACCUGAUCAUCCUAUGUUUGUCAAACAAAGUGGAAAUAAUAACAGUGAUGCAUCCUCUACUAAGUAGUAAAAGAAAAAUAAUGUGAUUGUGAAAAUAAGUAAGAAUAGUGAUAAAUAUAAUAGAUUUUAUUUAAAACUUUUUAUUAAGUAAUAUAGCAAAGUGGUCAGUCAUCAUCUAAUCUAAUAUAUUAUAAACAUGGUAAGAUUUAAACUUGAAAU